GUGCUUACAACUUCAAAAUGUAGAUGAAUUAACACAAAACAUACUGGAAACAGAAGAAAACAAUCAAUUCAUCUUUGGAACAAAAUUUUUUAAGUCAGUCAGUCAAAGUGAAUCAAAGCAGUCACAGGAUAUACAGCAUUUGGAAGCACAUUGUGUGAAUAGAAGAAAAGUGUAAAGAAAUCGAGCAUCUCUGAACAGUCUUUAUAGAUAUUUCGUGUUGAAUAGUUGAAUUUUUGUAAAGUUGUGAAAAUAAAAGAAAAUUUAUAAUAGAAAGUUAAUAAGUAGCAGAAGAAAAACAAAACCAUUAAGAUUGCAUUAGACAGUUGCAAUAAACAGCAUUCGAGUGGAUAAAUAAAACUGGUUUUACGAUAAUAAAAUAAAACAUUUUUCAUAAGAAAAAGGAACAGGAGAAGAAAACAAAAUUAAAAGUCAUGAUGAAGCAAGUAGCAUUGCGCGAAGCCACAGAGUUUCGUGUAACAGAUCCAGCCAAGCCAGUCAAACUGUUUCAAAAUUUACGUGACAAGACAGCAUCUGUAGAUCCAAUAACAGUUCCCGCAUUAAUGAAUCGUACUGUUGAAAAUUAUGGAAAUCAUCCAGCACUAAUGACUAAAGAUCCAAUUACAAAGAAAUGGCAAACUAUAACAUAUCGAGAAUAUAAAGAACGAGUUGAAAAGAUGGCAAAAGUCUUCAUUAAACUCGGUUUGGAACGUCAUGGAACUGUCGCUGUUCUCGCAUUCAAUAGUGUUGAAUGGUUUGUGUCGGAACUGGCUGCAAUUCAUGCUGGUGGCACCAUUGCUGGAGUUUACACAACAAAUUCAACAGAGUCAGUUCUUUAUGUGCUCGAGAGUUGUAAAGCAAACAUUGUUGUCGUUGACGAUGCUAAACAAAUGGAAAAGAUUCAUGCAAUUAAAGAUAAAUUACCACAUUUGAAGGCAAUCAUUCAGACCUUAUCACCUUAUGCACCUUAUGUUAAACGUGCUGAUGGCUAUUAUCGGUGGAGUGAACUUGAAGCUAUGAAUACAGCAGACGUUGAGGAAGAGUAUCAAGCAAGACUUAAAAGCAUUGUUGCAAAUGAAUGCUGUUGCUUGGUUUACACAUCAGGAACAACUGGACAGCCAAAAGGCGCUAUGCUUACACACGAUAAUUUCACAUGGGAUGCAUACAGUUUUACAGUCUAUGUUGAUGGUCUACAAAUGGGAAAAGAAGUUCUCGUUUCUUAUCUGCCACUGUCACAUGUUGCUGCACAAAUUAUCGACAUUUUCAUUUCAAUGACAAUUGCCGCUACUGUAUAUUUUGCUGAUAAAGAUGCACUUAAAGGAACUUUAGUGAAAACGUUGACUGAUGCUCGUCCUACAUGCUUUCUGGGUGUUCCACGUGUUUAUGAAAAGAUCCAAGAGAAAAUGAUGCAAAUUGGAGCACAAUCAGGUGCAUUAAAACGUGUUGUUGCUGGUUGGGCAAAAAGUGCUACUCUUAAACAUCACAUGGAAAGAAUGGCUGGUCGUCCAUCUGCUUCUCUUCAAUACAAACUUGCGACAAAAUUGAUAAUGAGUAAAGUCAAACAAGCUUUGGGCUUCAGUAGAUGCAAAUACUUUAUAACUGGUGCAGCUCCAAUGAGUGUUGACACAAAGAAAUAUUUCAUGAGUCUUGACAUGCCAAUUUUGGAAGCUUUUGGAAUGUCGGAAUCAACUGGAGGACAUUGUAUGGGACAAUUACAUGACCCAACAUUUGAAUCAAUCGGAAGAAAUGCACCUGGAACACAAACAAAGAUUGUUUGUCCUGAUGAUAAAGGACACGGAGAGAUUUGCUUGCGUGGACGUCAUAUAUUUAUGGGAUAUAUUAAUGAGACAGAAAAGACUAUGGAAGCAAUCGAUGAUGAUGGCUGGCUACAUACAGGAGAUAUUGGAUACAUUGACAAUGAUGGAUAUAUUUUCAUUACUGGAAGACUUAAAGAGAUCAUUAUAACUGCUGGAGGUGAAAAUAUUCCACCUGUUCACAUAGAAAAUCUCGUCAAGAGUGAAUGCUCAGCGAUAUCUAAUGCAUUACUUAUUGGUGAUAAGCGUAAAUUCCUUACAAUGUUAAUUACAUUAAAGACUGAAAUGGAUAGCGAGGGAGCACCAAAGAAUGAACUCGCACCAGAGACUUUAAGAUGGCUUGAAUCAAUGGACCUUAAAUAUACAACAUUAAAAGAGAUUCUCGCUGCUGGCCCCGAUCCAAAAGUUAUGAGUUCACUUACAGAAGCCGUAACACGUGCUAACAAAAAUUCAAUCUCAAAUGCACAAAAGGUACAGAAAUUUGCUAUAUUACCACACGACUUUACCAUUCCAACGGGUGAAUUAGGACCUACAAUGAAGACUAAGAGAAGUUUCAUUGUCGAUAAAUACAAAGAAGUUGUUGAUAAAUUCUAUCAGUAAAAUUAUUAUGUUGUCUCAAUUAAUUAAAAGUUAUAAAAAAAUAUACACAUCACAAAUGCAUACAGUCUAAUCAUAAUUUUAUGUCCAUUUGCUGUUCGCAAUAUGCCAAAUUACAUUAACUUUCUUACAUGAGAUUUAGAUUAUUUUCUUUCUUGUGCUUAGAUAUUAAUUAAAGCGAUUAAAAGAGAACAAAAGAAGCUAGUGCGUAGAUGUAGAACUCGCACAUAAAACGCAAAAAAUUCACAGUCAACAUGCGUUAAAAUUAAAUAAAUGUCAAUUUUUGGGUCUUUUUGCUCUAUUAUAAUUUAAGUUAUUUAAUUAUGAGUAUAAUAUACGAUUUUAUUAGUAUGCUAUCAAUAGAUUUAUAAGUCAGUCAUAGAAAAAGAUGUUUAAUAAUUGUUUUAAAAUUAUCAAAUUUUAUGUUUUAGCUCCUUUGAGAGCUAGUUUAUGUCAUAAUUAUAAUCUCGGGAAAAUACAAAAAAAAAUAUGUAAAAAAAUGGGUUGAUUAAGACUAAAAAGAAAUGCAUAAAAAUUAGUGAUAAUGCCUAUACAAUAAUUAAUUUAUAGCUUAAGGGCAACUUUUUAAAAACAAUGUUAGUUUAUAUAAUUAAACAAAUCAUACUUAAAUUCAUAAGCUUAAUUCAUAAAAUAAAUGAAAAGUUUACAAUUUUCGUGUCACAAAAUGUGCAUAAACUGAUUGUAAUUCACAUACGAUAAAUAAAAGUAAAUAAUGCUUUAUAUAUAAAA
Molecule: messenger RNA, 3158 nt
Organism: Chironomus riparius
Lineage: Eukaryota; Metazoa; Arthropoda; Insecta; Diptera; Chironomidae
Source: the annotation of a GenBank genome assembly